CUCUUCCUACUCCUCCUCCUCGUCCUCCCUCGUCCUACCGUGGGGGGCGCGGGCGGCCCCCCCCCCCGGUAGGCAGCAACGUGGCGACAGGGCAGGGUAGGCAAGAGACGGGCCAACUCUUUUUCCAGAGCGUCCGAACACUGGUGGUCGCAACCAUGCAGGGGUCCAGGGACAGAGCGGACCCGGCCUGGCUGGCGCGAGGGUGACAGGGCAAAGGAGAGGGGCAUGGGGCGUAGCGGCAGCGUGACUUUUCCGAGCGAGGCGCUCUGAUCGGCCGCCCAGUGCAACCUUCGCCCAGAGAUGCGAGGCUGCCUGCCCAGCAGCCAGGAGAGGAAGCUGGCCUCUCCUUGCCUGUCUGCCAGCUUCGUCUUACAGCCUUGCUUGACUUUUCAAGGAGCUGUUCAGGUAGCGGGCCAGUUUAAAGCCACUACCGGAGAUGGCUCAAGGCUUCCCACGAAGUGCCCACGGGCCGGUAGAGGUGCAGCGCCGUGGCAGCUGCGCGCAGCCGCCGUCAAGGAGGGUCGCUUCACCAAGGGAAGGCCGCGGCUGCCACAGGGAGUCGGUAGCUCCCUGAAAUAAGCGAGUUUGUUGCAUUUGUUUUUCUCGCUUGCGCCCUUUAGGCUGCCAGGCAGGGCCUGCAGCACUGGCAGACGACCAGCCGCAGCAUGCAGCCAUAGACGCCCAGGCGCCGCAGACCCCAAGACUUACAACGAUUGAGAAGGAAACGCGCGAAACGUCG
Prorocentrum cordatum is the source of this 739-nucleotide messenger RNA. Lineage: Eukaryota; Dinophyceae; Prorocentrales; Prorocentraceae. The record is from the annotation of a GenBank genome assembly.